AUGCCGCUCUUCAGCGCCAACCCCUUCGAGCAGGAUGUUGAAAAGGCAACAAAUGAAUACAAUACUGCAGAAGACUGGGGCCUCAUUAUGGAUCUCUGUGAUAAAAUUGUGAAUACACCUAAUGGAGCUAAAGAAGGCCUUAAAGCUAUAAUGAAAAGAGUGAAUCACAAAGUCCCACACGUAGCUUUACAAGCCCUGACUCUAUUAGGAGCCUGCGUAUCCAACUGCGGAAAAGCCUUUCAUCUAGAAAUAUGUUCCAGAGACUUCUCAAGUGAAGUGCGAGGAGUUAUAAAUAAGGCACAUCCAAAAGUAGCAGAGAAACUAAAAGCUUUGAUGGUGGAAUGGGCCGAAGAAUUCCAGAAAGAUCCCCAGUUCAGCCUGAUAUCGGCCACCAUUAAAUCUCUGAAGGAAGAAGGCGUGACUUUCCCAACUUCUGGCUCUCAGAGCACGUCAAAUACACCUAAAAACGGGACAGCAACCAGCAAAAAUAAAGAAGAUGAAGAUAUUGCUAAGGCAAUUGAAUUAUCUUUACAAGAGCAAAAGCAGCAACCAUCAGAUACCAAAUCUUUAUACCCAUCAGUGGAAGUGCCGCAUGACAGUCAGCGCAUGCCCAGAAAAGUGCGGGCUCUUUAUGAUUUUGAAGCCGUGGAGGACAAUGAGCUGACGUUUAAAAGUGGAGAAGUCAUUUUUGUGCUGGAUGAUAGUGAUGCCAACUGGUGGAAGGGAGAGAACCACAGAGGUGUAGGCUUGUUCCCAUCCAAUUUUGUUUCCUCCACUCUAAAUGCUGAGCCUGAAGCAGUUGCUGAAAAUUCUGCUGCUUAUGAUGAACCUCCAGAAACUGUGACAAAGUCAGAACCUGAACCAGUGUACAUAGACGAAAAUAAAAUGGACCAGACAUUACACUUACUUCAGAGCAUCGAUCCAACUGACCCCAAGCCAGAUUCUGUCACGCUUCUCGAUUUGGAAGAUGUCUGCCAACAAAUGGGUCCAAUGAUCGAUGAGAAAUUGCAAGAGAUUGACAGGAAGCACUCGGAACUCUCUGAACUUAAUGUGAAGGUCCUGGAGGCACUAGAACUCUACAACAAACUAGUGAAUGAAGGCCCCAUUAUACAAUGUAUACAGCAAGCCCCCUCCACAAGCGCAUUAUAACCCGCCAUCAUUAGGGGUUUCUCUGCAGGGCUAUGCUGGUCAGGCUCAGGGAGCUAGUUAUAUGGUGCAUGGUAUACCCCAGGUACACCCGCCUAACCUUUCACAAGCUUAUAGCAUGAACCCUGACCAGAUCGGACCCCUUAGAUCUCUGCCACCGAAUAUCAACUCUACUGUGACCACUCAAGCAGCUCAAGCACCCUACUUGAGCACUGGUCAUGAAGCAAGCUCAAACCCGCCAUACCUAAACCAGACCACAGCUCCCAGAGCAGCAAACUACAGUCAGCCAAUGGGAAUGUCCGCUGAUAUGGCAGCAUAUCAAAACACUACUGCUUUGCCUCCAGCAUCUGCGUACGCAGCAGCUGCCCCUUUACACUCGAUCCCCCAACAGCCCCCAAAUUACUACCAGCAGCCUCUACUCUGA
Messenger RNA from Staurois parvus, 1570 nucleotides. The record is from the annotation of a GenBank genome assembly. NCBI's taxonomy places the organism in Eukaryota, Metazoa, Chordata, Amphibia, Anura, Ranidae.